ACUCCUUCCCCUCCUGGACCUUUCAAAGCCUCCGCACAGCUAUUUGGGCACCCAGAGAACAAGAGCCUGUCCUGAGCAUAACCCGUAGGAGCAUAGCCAUGGUGCUCUGGGGACUGCUAGGGGCCCUGCUCAUGGUCAUGGUUGGGUGGCUGUGCUUACCAGGGCUGCUUCGGCAGCGCAGACCCCAGGAGCCUCCUCUGGACAAGGGCAGCAUACCCUGGCUGGGCCAUGCCAUGACUUUCCGGAAGAACAUGCUGGAAUUCCUGAAGCACAUGCGGUCCAAGCACGGGGAUGUGUUCACAGUGCAGCUGGGCGGCCAGUACUUCACCUUUGUCAUGGACCCCCUCUCCUUCGGCCCCAUCCUCAAGGAUGGGCAGAGAAAACUCGACUUUGUGGAGUACGCAAAGGGCCUGGUGCUGAAGGUGUUUGGAUACCAGUCGAUAGAAGGGGACCACCGGAUGAUACACUUGGCCAGCACCAAGCACCUGAUGGGACAUGGCUUGGAGGAGCUCAAUAAGGCCAUGCUGGACAGCCUGUCACUGGUGAUGCUGGGGCCUGAAGGCAGGAGCCCGGAUGCCAGCCGCUGGCACGAGGAUGGCCUCUUUCACUUCUGCUACGGUGUCAUGUUCAAGGCUGGCUACCUGAGUUUGUUCGGUCACACCAGCGACAAGAGGCAGGACUUGCUCCAGGCCGAGGAGAUAUUCAUCAAGUUCCGCAGGUUCGACCUACUCUUCCCCAGGUUUGUCUACUCCUUGCUGGGGCCCCGGGAGUGGCGAGAAGUGGGCCGGCUCCAGCAGCUCUUCCACGAGCUGCUGUCUGUGAAACACAACCCGGAGAAGGAUGGCAUGAGCAAUUGGAUAGGCCACAUGCUUCAGUAUCUCAGUGAGCAAGGGGUAGCCCCAGCUAUGCAGGACAAGUUCAACUUCAUGAUGCUCUGGGCCUCCCAGGGGAACACAGGACCGGCCUCCUUCUGGGCUCUCAUUUACCUCCUGAAGCAUCCGGAAGCCAUGCGGGCCGUGAAGGAGGAGGCCACCCGGGUGCUGGGUGAGCCUAGGCUGGAAGCCAAGCAGUCCUUCACCGUCCAGCUCAGUGCCUUGCAACACAUCCCGGUGCUGGACAGCGUGAUGGAGGAGACGCUGCGGCUGGGGGCUGCCCCCACGCUCUACAGGGUGGUACAGAAAGACGUCCUCCUGAAGAUGGCCAGUGGGCAGGAGUGUCUGCUCCGCCAGGGGGACAUCGUGACCCUCUUCCCCUACCUCUCAGUGCACAUGGACCCUGACAUCCACCCCGAGCCCACCACCUUCAAGUAUGACCGAUUCCUCAACCCCAAUGGCAGCAGAAAAGUAGACUUCUACAAGGCAGGCCAGAAGAUCCAUCACUACACCAUGCCCUGGGGCUCGGGCGUCUCCAUCUGCCCGGGGAGGUUCUUUGCGCUCAGCGAGAUGAAGCUCUUUGUCCUGCUCAUGGUGCAGUACUUUGACCUGGAACUGGUGGAUCCUAACACACCUGUGCCACCUAUUGACCCUCGGCGCUGGGGCUUUGGCACCAUGCAGCCCACCCACGAUGUGCGAAUCCGCUACCGCCUGAAGCCUCUGGAGUGAGCAUGGCCAAGCCAGCCAUGAGCCUGGCCAGAGGAGCUCCAGGUCCCACGGACCACCUUCCGCCUCCCUCGGGAUCUGUGGCAACCCCUCGCGCUUCUGUCCUGCUUGUCCUCCUGGCUGUCGGGCCCCCCAGCCAUCCCCUGGGUGGUCAUUCUCUCUUUAAAACACCAUCUUGGCCGGCGCCGCGGCUCACUAGGCUAAUCCUCCGCCUUGCAGUGCUGGCACACCGGGUUCUAGUCCCGGUCGGGGCGCCAGGUUGUGUCCCGGUUGCCCCUCUUCCAGGCCAGCUCUCUGCUAUGGCCAGGGAGUGCAGUGGAGGAUGGCCCAAGUGCUUGGGCCCUGCACCCCAUGGGAGACCAGGAUAAGUACCUGGCUCCAGCCUUCGGAUCAGCGCGGUGUGCUGGCUGCAGCGCGCCGGCUGCGGUGGCCAUUGGAGGGUGAACCAACGGCAAAAGGAAGACCUUUCUCUCUGUCUCUCUCUCUCACUGUCCACUCUGCCUAUCAAAAAAAAAAAUUAAAAAAAAAAAAACCACCAUCUCUCCCUCUGGGUUCUGCAGAGCCCUCUCUCCCACAAGAGGAGACGCCCAGGGAAGUGAUCAUACUGGUGGGAACCCAGCCUGGGUGAUGACAGCUGUUUCCAAGGGCUGCAAGUGCACACACCGGUACCUGUGACUUGGCAUCGGGCAGAUGCUGGGGUCCACCCUCCUACACCUUUUUAAUUUUGCCCCCAGCCUUUAUUCCUCAGCCUCUGGAACUCACAUUCUAGCACAGCGUCAGCCCAUAGGAAUCCGAAGGGAGCCCUGGGUUGUACUUUUUCCAUUUUCUAGUAAAUGCAUUAAAAAAAAAAAAAGCCAAAAGAAACUGUUU
Molecule: messenger RNA, 2468 nt
Organism: Oryctolagus cuniculus (rabbit)
Lineage: Eukaryota; Metazoa; Chordata; Mammalia; Lagomorpha; Leporidae
Gene: CYP8B1
Product: cytochrome P450 family 8 subfamily B member 1
Molecular function (GO): heme binding; sterol 12-alpha-hydroxylase activity; iron ion binding
Source: RefSeq, marked provisional